AUGUCUGGACUUGAGCCCCAACCUGGGAGGGUGUUAUUCAACAUCAUUUCAAGACAGACCGGUGACUUUUCCGACUUGACAAUUCUUUGUGGAGAGACCCGCAUAGAGGUCCACCAAAUGAUAGUUUGUUCACAGUCCAAAGUGCUCAACACCAUGUGCACUAUAGGAUUCAAGGAAACCUUUAGCGGAGAAAUUUCGAUGCAAGAAGAUUGUCCCAUCUUUGUCGAAAAAAUGGUGGACUUCUUCUACACGAAUGAUUAUCAGCUGGACCCAUCUGAUGCGGAGAAUUUGGACGACAGUUUCUCUGCUUCGUCUUUACAGAUACAUGCCAGAAUGUUUGCACUUGCCGACAAAUACGACAUUGGAGAACUAUGCACCCUGGCAAGCUCAAAGUACUCCUGGGAACUUAUGGACUCGAACAGUCUCGUCGAAUUUUUCGAUUCGAUUCACGACGUGUACUCGUUGACUCCGCCUUCCAAGCGGGACCUUCGGGACCAGGUUAUUUAG
Lasiodiplodia theobromae is the source of this 507-nucleotide messenger RNA. Its product is annotated as Kelch domain-containing protein. NCBI's taxonomy places the organism in Eukaryota, Fungi, Ascomycota, Dothideomycetes, Botryosphaeriales, Botryosphaeriaceae. Gene Ontology annotation, molecular function: protein binding. The coding region runs from base 1 to 507 and encodes 168 amino acids. The record is from RefSeq and is a predicted model, not a curated record. The transcript is spliced from 3 exons.